Ceraceosorus bombacis is the source of this 1197-nucleotide messenger RNA. The record is from the annotation of a GenBank genome assembly. NCBI's taxonomy places the organism in Eukaryota, Fungi, Basidiomycota, Exobasidiomycetes, Ceraceosorales, Ceraceosoraceae.
AUGUCGCGUCAAGCCUUGAUACGCUCCUUCUACGCCAAGCUGGACGAGGGCCUGCAAGGAGGAGAAUUGGAGCAAGCGGAGCGACGAACAACGUCGCUUAUUGCAGCCUUGGAAGCUGACAGCAGUGCCCGAGCAGCACGUCACCAAGCCGGCGCCGGUCUCAUUUCUCUGAGCGCACGCUUAGCAUGCGAAUCGUGAGUCGAGACUUUCGAGGACCUGUCAAGGCUGACUCGCUGACUGUAUGCUGCUGCAUUCCCCUCCCAAAGGCUGUCCCUCUCCGUAGAUCCGACAGCCUUUGAAAAAUCGUCUGGAUUGCGACCUGUGGUGUUCAAGAGCUGUCUCUCGGAGCUGCGACCACUAGUGAAGAAGAUCUUGAGCGCCUCAACCGCCUCACCUCGUUCGUCGGGCAGAGUGGUCAAUGGCUCUGCUCAGAGUUCGCCGGUGAAUGCGUCAGGUCAAUUGGGUGAUCGGAGUCCGGAAGCUCUCAAGGCCAGAGCAGCAGCGAUACAAAGCGGUGCAGCUUUCGGCAGAGGAUCCUCCCUCGACCAAUCAAGCGCUGCUUCCACGCCGUCUAGAAGAAGUGCUGCCCUUGCAUCACCACCUUCCGCUCGAGUCGCUCACGCCCAAUCUGCCACUCCGUCCAAGUCUUCCAAGGUACAGUCGAUCAAGGAACCCCAAGCGUCUGGCUCUGCAUCAAAGGCUUCACCAACUAGCGAUCAGGACAGUCCAAGAUCGGUUCGCUUUGAAGAGGCGCUAUCCCGCCCGAACAUCAACGACGAGCCAGACACGCCCUCUCAUCGACGCGGUUCAAGCGCCGUGCAAGCGCAUCCUACCUCUUCACAGCCUCACACGCCUUCCAGAGGAUCGAGACUCAGAAACAUCCUGCCGGUCGAGGUGGAGGAAGACGAAGCAGAGAGCGAGUCAGAUCAUGCGGUCGAGCGUUUCGUCCUGCCUGGCCAGACACGAAAGCGCAGGCGAGCUGCGCCCGAGACGGCACCCCGAACGGCUCCCAGCUCAUUCCUUGGUGAUGACGACGAGAGCAUACACAUUCGUUUGAGGCACGAGAGAUCACAGCUCGAGGAAUGGCUGGAGAAGAACGCUGGAUGGCUGGGCGCAAUAGGAGAUGAGGACGAGAACGAGGGCGGGCAUUGGGAUGAGGAAGGGUGGGGUCGUUUGGACACGAAAAAGGCAAGAUGA